AACUCUGGAUGGAUCACCACUUGCGUGCUGACUACUUCAAUCCGCGCGCUGGAAGGAUCACCACCCUCAACAGCCAGAAGCUCCCCAUUCUAAGAUUCGUCCAAAUGAGUGCUGUAAGGGGACUCCUCCGCCCGAAUGCCAUCAGAUCACCGCACUGGAAUGUCAACGCUCACAGCAUCGUGUACGCCUUGAGGGGAUGCAGUCGGGUGCAAGUGGUGGGACAUCGUGGUCAGACCGUAUUCGUUGGAGAGCUCCGUCAGGGUCAACUACUAGUCGUUCCACAGUACUUUGCUAUGAUGUUCCAAGCGCAACGCGAGAGCUUCGAAUGGGUCUCCAUCAAGACCAACGACAAUGCCAUGGUCAACCAUUUGGUGGGGAAGACAUCGGCUUUCCGUGGCAUGCCGGUGGAGGUGCUGAUGAACUCGUAUUGCAUCUCUAGAGAGGAGGCCAUGCGGCUAAAGUUUAACCGUGGAAAUGAAUUGGCCCUCUUCACUUCUAAGAUCGAGAGGGAAGCGAUCAGAACUUCGGCGUAACGUAAUGGAGAGUGUGGCUAGAGGCGAAUAAAGCUGGGGUUUUAUGGAUAGAAACCUUGGAGCAUGACUGGUUUGAAGUGAAUAAAAGUUGUGGGCAACAAGAUGUUUGUAGCAUCAGCUCUCAACUCAAAUAAAUUAGGUUCCAUGUUUGGAGCUUUCUUC
Molecule: messenger RNA, 695 nt
Organism: Musa acuminata AAA Group (dessert banana)
Lineage: Eukaryota; Viridiplantae; Streptophyta; Magnoliopsida; Zingiberales; Musaceae
Product: cocosin 1-like
Exons: 2
Coding region: 9-533 (174 amino acids)
Molecular function (GO): nutrient reservoir activity
Source: RefSeq, a predicted model, not a curated record